UCUUUCCCGAGGUUGUAGAGGGAAGAUGCUUUCUCGCUAUGCCACAACACAUACUGUAAACAAACAGCGACUGUGCUGACGUAUCUCGAAAGAAAUUUACAUUUUUAAGAUUGAUUUCGCCAUUUUCUGGAGAUGGGAUGAGUCUGUGCCUUUCCUAUUCUAGAUCAACAGCUCUAAGCACAUUUCUUCAGAUUCAGUUGUACAGGGGAGACCUGCUCACACAUUCAUGGAAGAAGAAACCUAGGUCAAGAAGGGACAAAUUUCUCAGACAAGCACUAGCCAAAGCACAUCUUCAAGAUGACCUCUCCAGACAAGGAUGAGGCUCACACCUGCACUACAGACGCUAAAAAUGUUAAAUUGCCUCAGAUUCCAUUUCAGUCUGAAUUAGAAUGUAUUCCAAGACUACCUGUGCUCCACUGCCUCAAAAAAAAUAAGUAAAUAAAUAAAUACCUCUGUAGUGUACAAAAGGGCACUGAACCAUAUUGUGUGCAGUGUGAGAAAACAUCGAAAUUCGCCUAUCACACAUAUCACAGUGCCGUAUGUGUACAGCCUUACUUCUGUAACACAUUAUUGAGAUGUUACUUUACAGAAUUUGGAUGUUCUUUUUGUUUAAUUUGCAAACGUUAUUCGCUGUUUCCUUGCCACAGACAACAGGGGAUAGCAAGGCCAUGAGACACAGAACCCACCCCAGCAACAAUAGCUUUUUUUAGAAGAGGAUUAGCUCUCCAGCCCUGGGCAAGUCUUCAUCUUUCCAGAUCAAACAGCAUUUCAUGAGAUGAAAAACAGUACAUAUAUUCAAUCAACACCAGCUCCCUUCGUAGAGAUUUGAAAACGGAGCAUGUGCAGGCCUCCGACAACGGCAAAGCUUCAUGACAGGUCAGAUUUAAUAAUGCUAGCAAAAAUCGACUUUACUUUUUUCUAAAUCUUCCACUUAAAAGGCAAUCUCAUUGAACUGUGUCUGGUUUUGUAGGCAAGUGUGUGGCUACAACCUCCUUUUUACAAAUGAUGUAUGGUUAGGAGAAUUAUCAAGUCUCAGCUGUCAGAACCCACAAGCACACUCCUGAAGGACACGACCUAGUAACUAAGAACUCCAAGAGGAAAGCGGAAGACGCACUUUCCCCUCAAGCACAGCGCCUGUGCCUUCCCCAGGCAAUAGAAGUCACCCGGUGAGGUAGAGGGGCGGAUACAAAAGCACCUUCCCGCCCGCGCCUUUUCAGUUCCCUAAAAGGUCCGCAGUCCUCGUAUAUAUAGCAGCUGUAGAGGGCGCUUGAGUAAUUUGAGUUCGGCUCAGAUUCUCUUCAACAUGUCUGGUCGCGGCAAGGGCGGUAAGGGUCUCGGAAAAGGAGGCGCCAAGCGCCACCGCAAAGUCCUGCGCGACAACAUCCAGGGCAUCACCAAGCCCGCCAUCCGCCGCCUGGCCCGGCGUGGCGGCGUCAAGCGCAUCUCCGGCCUCAUCUACGAGGAGACCCGCGGGGUGCUGAAGGUGUUCCUGGAGAACGUGAUCCGCGACGCCGUCACCUACACGGAGCACGCCAAGCGCAAGACCGUCACCGCCAUGGACGUGGUCUACGCGCUCAAGCGCCAGGGACGCACGCUCUACGGCUUCGGCGGCUGAGCUGCUCGGGCUCCCACUUUG
Peromyscus eremicus (cactus mouse) is the source of this 1636-nucleotide messenger RNA. RefSeq names its product histone H4. Gene Ontology annotation, biological process: nucleosome assembly. The transcript has 3 exons. The record is from RefSeq and is a predicted model, not a curated record. Gene Ontology annotation, molecular function: structural constituent of chromatin; protein heterodimerization activity; DNA binding. The coding region runs from base 1304 to 1615 and encodes 103 amino acids. Gene Ontology annotation, cellular component: nucleosome. NCBI's taxonomy places the organism in Eukaryota, Metazoa, Chordata, Mammalia, Rodentia, Cricetidae.